Molecule: messenger RNA, 2926 nt
Organism: Callithrix jacchus (white-tufted-ear marmoset)
Lineage: Eukaryota; Metazoa; Chordata; Mammalia; Primates; Cebidae
Source: RefSeq, a predicted model, not a curated record
AUGGCGGCCGCGGGCGGGCACUACGCUGGCCGAGAGGGUUUACGCUACUCCGCCGGCGUAGAGUCCCAUGCGUUGGAGCGGCAGCGGCGCCCUCCAGCGAGCGUAAAGCGCUCUGUGAAUGGCGAGGCCCGACUGACAAAGGGGAGGGGGGAGGAGGGAAGGGGGGGUAAUAAACACUCGAGUCCCUACCGAUUCCUCCUCCUUCUCCAUCCCGGUGGGCAUCUGGGGCACGGCCCGGUUGAUGGAGACGCAGUCGUUGAGAUCAGGCAUGUCCUUGCCGCGGUAGAUAGGCAGCGGUUUGGCGGCGUCCAGCGCCCGCGCUCGGAAGGAGAGUUUACUCAUUGUCUCCCCGCCUUACAGGAACAGCCCGGGCGGCGGCGGCGGGGCGGGCGGGGAGGGGGGGAGGACUCCCGCCGCCUCCUCCACCUCCUUCCUCAGUGCAGCGCGGCCGGCCCGCUCCUCCUCCUCCUCACUGCCCCCGGCCACAGCAUGGGCGCCCACCCCGCCCGAAAACAGCCCCCCGCCGCCCGCGGCCGCUUCCACACACUAGAUCCGCCGCUCGCCCGCCCGAUCCGCUCCCUGCGCCAUGGCCAACAUGGCGGACAUUACCACAGCGGCGGCGAGCGAUCCCGGCAGCCCGCGCGAGAGCGCGCCCCCGCCGCGGGAACGCGCUUCGCCCUCUCCUUCCCUCCCUCCCUCCCUCCUUCCUCUCCCUUCCCCUCCCUCGCCUGCCCACCCACUCUCUCCGCGGCGCUGCCGGCCCGCGGGAGCGUGCUCGGUCUCGGUCUGCUCCGCAGAGAGGGGGCGGCGGCGGCGGCGCCCCUCCGCUCGCCGGCCGGUGCUCUCGGUGUGGCAGGUGCCAGGUGCGCAAGUUCGCCCGCGCUCUGGAGCGUGCGCCUGUGCCGCGCCGCCCGGUCACCACUCUCGCUGGGUGUCCCGCGGAAGGCGCCGGGCGAAGACAACUGCGUCGAGCAGCGCGUGUGUGCUUAAGUCCGGGAGCGGGAAGGGAAGGUGUCGACCCGGGCCCCACCAGCCACCACCCAAGCCUGUACUCGGACAGCGCUUAUCCCCAAGGCGCCCCGAGCGCAGGCUAAUUAUUCGCAUCCUCCGAGGCGCACAUCCCCAAGAGGUGAAAGCGGUCCGUCCCGUCAGUCCGCUCGGAGGGGCGCCUCGCGGCUGAUGUCAGCAGUCUCCUCCGCCCUCCCCUCAGUACCUGUCCGAAAGAGCUCUCCAAGGUGCGGCAGCGCGCUAGUCCUCGCCUUCGCGGGGUGGAUGCUCAGGCCAGCAGUGAGGGUUCAUGGUUUGAGGCUGCCAGAUGCAACAAGUGAACUUGAACCUGUCACCCAAACUUCAGUACAGCUGUUUAGUGGAUGUGGUGCUACCCUGCUAUCCAAGCUUCUCAGUUUAUUGACCAGUCAGCAUUUUAAAGCUGCUAAUCCAAAGUUGAUGACUAAGACCUUACAACCAACGACCAAGAGAGUGUAUCACCCAGAGCCUAAAGUUGCAGUAGACUCAAGGAGGGAAGGCACAAUAUCCGUCUAUCAAUCUCUGUAUCCCCAGUUCCUUGCCUCACGUAUGGCAGACAUCUAAGGUAUAUUUGUUGACUGAUAUUCCAUGAAGAAAUUGGCUGAUACUGACCCCAUGCCACUCUAGCUUAUAGUUUACAUACCUUACUGGCCUGUCACCUGACCUAGCUAUUGCUGCCAAUAUUUGCUAUUACUGUGGUCUACCCGGUUUCCAGCUUCCUGCCUUUGGGCAUAGAGAUUUUAGAACCAAUUAGAGCAAUUCAAAAAACACCUUUUUGAAACCUGGAAUUUAACUAUAGGAAGGGAUUUUUGCUGUAGUAGUUGUUUCUUUGUUGUUCUUUUACUCUGACCAUGUAAAAGAUUUCUUCCCCAAAUCUCCAUUUUCUUCUCACCCUGUAGGCAAUGAUUAUAGAGCUGGGAAUAAAACUGUUUGAGGCAAAUAACACAAUACACUUUUCAACUGAGAUACAGCCUGUGUUUUCUUGGCUUCCAAUUUAGUGCCCAAAUCACAAUGCCUCUGUUCACAUUCGGAAAGUAACGUAUGUAAAUAUUACCUUUCAUAAAGUUUAUUUCUGAUUGAUUUGUUGAAUACUCAUAUAAUUGUUAAUGCUAAAAACAGAAAAUAUCUUCUUAUAAAAUAAAAAAUUAUGAAAUACUUUUAUCAAGACCUGCUUCAAAUGGAUGUGCAGCCUAAUCUCCAAUUUUAAUUUUCACGUACAAUGCGCUGAGUACAGUCAUUCUAAAAUCAGUCCACUUAAAUAUGCUCUGCACCAAUUCCAAAUGACAUGCGUUUAGCCCAGCAAACAUAAUAUAUAAGCACCCAAGAAUUAAAACCAGUUUUAAAGCCAUAUCAAAAUAAAAUCACUAUCUAAAUGUAGUCUAAAUUAGAAUAAAUGUCAAGUAACUGUUAGAACUGGAAUUACAAUCCAGUUUCCAUUUCCCAGUACUAUAAUCAAGGCAGGCAGCUUCCAAAUAAUGGACAAAUUACUUUUUGUAAGGAAUCUUAAAACUAGUAAACACAGUUGCUAUUCAACUAUUUCAGAGUUUUGUAAAUGUCAUGUUCUUUCUAAUUGGCUCCUGGUUUCAGCAAACCCAAUUGAAAGUUAAUUGGGUUGGUAUGUGAACUGCAUCUCCACCCCUCCCCCUUAUGUUCCCAGGAAUGAGCCUAGUACUAAUAAAGCUUCGUUGUUUUCCAUAUGUAAUCUGAAUGUGGGGUCUGCAUUCAUUACAAUCAACUGCAAUCAGUUCUGUGGUUCCAGUGCCCUUUUCUGAGGCAGCUCUGCAUCUUUGAGAUGUAAGGACAGAGACUACACUGAGAGGUGACCUGCCAAACAUCUACUUCUACCUCUACAUUUGCCACAGUGGGAAUAGCAGAUGGUAAAUAAAAAUUUGUGCCUGUG